Molecule: messenger RNA, 7565 nt
Organism: Stegodyphus dumicola
Lineage: Eukaryota; Metazoa; Arthropoda; Arachnida; Araneae; Eresidae
Biological process (GO): negative regulation of transcription by RNA polymerase II
Cellular component (GO): PRC1 complex
Molecular function (GO): promoter-specific chromatin binding
Source: RefSeq, a predicted model, not a curated record
GUGUUGUACUUCCAAUAUAUUAGAGAGUGUUCAUCUCCAUGGAUUACUAGUGAUAGUAACAGAUUUGGAUUAUUAAUGGAUAAAGUGUUAUUGUGCAUAUCACAUGGAUUACUUUUCAUAACAAUGGAGCUUAUCUCAUAAUCUUUGUGUUGUGUGUUGUGAUUUUCUUGGAUUACUGGAUAAUUGUGUUAUUAAUAUAUCAGUGUCUGAAGAACAUUUUGGAUAACUAAUAUCUGAGAGCCACCAGGCUAGGUAGCCAUGCCGCGUCUGAAAGUGACUGACAUAAAUCCGCACUUCAUCUGCGUGCUUUGCGACGGCUAUCUCAUCGACGCCACGACCAUCGUCGAAUGCCUGCAUUCCUUUUGCAGGACGUGUAUUGUUCGUUAUUUGGAGAAUAGCAAAUACUGUCCUGUGUGCGAUGUACAAGUCCAUAAAACGAAACCCUUGCUUAGUAUAAGGUCUGAUAAAACAUUACAAGAUAUUGUAUAUAAAUUGAUACCUGGACUAUAUCAAAAUGAAAUGCAAAGGAGGAGAGAAUUCUACGCGAAAUAUCCUGAAGCUGCUUCUGGUUGUUCGUCGGAGGAGAGGGGUGAAGGUGCAGAACAGCGGUUCAUCUACUCCCGCGACGAACGAAUCAGUCUGAGCCUGGAAUCCAUUCACGGAACUGAAAACGGUUCCGCAGAAAUCCAGGAAACAGAUGCUGAAUCUGAGAAAAAGAUUCCUCAGACGCGAUACCUGAACUGUCCUGCUGCUUUUUCUGUGGGCAACUUAAAGAAGUUCGUAGCCUUGAAAUACAGUCUUCCACCUGCUUAUACGGUUGACAUCAUGUAUGCUGAUCAUGUCUUGAAUGAUGAUUAUACAUUAAUGGACAUAGCUUACAUUUAUGCAUGGAAAAGGGCUGGACCCAUGAGAUUCCGUUAUAGGUUAGCCAAACGCAUAGCAAGAAGAAUUGGAGUUCAAAGAAGGAUUUGCAAACCACAGUCUUCUGUUAUCUCUAAUGAAUCUGAAGUUUCUUCACUAGAUUUGAAUUCAGAAAAUAAAGUAGAAGCCAAAGAAGACCAAGAAAAGAUGGAGAUCGAGGAGACUGAUAGUUGCCAUGCCACGGCUGUUAGUGAAGAAGUAAAUCAGAAUGGUCCAGUUGUUGAAGAAGAAGAUGCAGUUUCAGAGAUGACAACUGAGUCUUCGGAAUCCCCCUCAUUAGAUGUUGAGAAAAUGGAAGUUACAGCUCCAUCUGACCUUGUGAAUGGUACUAGUCCAAAUGAAAUUCCUGUUGCUGCCAGCAAAUCAGAAUCAGUAUCCAAUGAUACUGUUAAAGUAGUUGUUUCUGCAGAGAAUACAAUCUUAUCAACAGCUAAUGGUAUGAAAGUAAAAUUAAUCCACCAUCCAGAACUAAACCCAAAAUCUCGCAACAAGAAGACUGGCAGUAGGAAAGGUGGGAGGAGUUCCCGUUACAAAAGUGCUCCUGUGCAUCGUUUUGCUAGACUUGCUCCUUACCCACCUCCAAGUGCAGUAGUACCAGCAACCUGUCCUACUGUGACACAGAUAACUGUUGGAAAUCUUGUUCCAUCUGUGAUGAAUAGUCUUUCCCCUAAUUUAGUGACAGCAUUAGUGACUACUACUUCAUGCAAUGCAGGUAGGAAUAUCCAACCUACGCAGCCUGCAUCGUUCCUUACACAACAGCAGCUUACUCAAACAACUGUAACUUCACAUGCAGAUAAUUUAGUUUCUAAUCACUUACCAGAAACUGUGUCUUCCACGGCAGCAAGCUAUGUUUUGUCUACUCCAUCCUCCACUUCGGUCACAAAUACAAGUGAUGAACAUAGUUCGCAAGUCAUUACAGUUCCAUCUGUACAGCAUUCUGUCAACAUUCUUCCUCCAGUUAGCAGUUCCAUGUCAUCAUCAUCUGAUUUUACAGUAAAGUCAAAUUCAGAAUCCUCCAUUUUGCAAACAGCUUUAAGUGCAGUUGUUUCAUCUACGUCUACCACAGUUCCCUCCACGAUAUCUGAACAGUCAAGUUCCAUGAGCAUACAUGAUUCCACUGAUCAUCUUGUUACAGAAUCAGUAACAGUGUCAGCAGUACCUGUGACCUCUUCAGUAUUAUCAGAUAUAAAUGUAUCAGAGACAGUUUUCACAUCACCUGUCACAUUAAUCACAGAGACUGAGCCAACGAGUCCAAAACAUAUUGAAAUUUCAAAUCAGAUUUCAAGUGUGUCUUCAAACUCUUCAGAACUUUCAUCGGUAACAACUGUUCCAAGUACCUCAUCUUCUCAAAUACAGUUGAGUAAUAUUAAAAUUGCAAGUGCUGAAGUUACACCAAGUAUUACUCAAUCCAUUAACAGUGUAAGUACUAAUGGAAUAUCAUCACCUAAAAGUGAAACUCAUGUUAAAGAUUCAUCUUUUUGUAGCUCAUACACAGUGGAUAAAAAAUCAUCAGACUCCUUUAAAAUAAGUGUUAAAAAUUCUAUUUCAGCAGAAUUUAGUGACAAUGAUGAUCUUGGUUGUCAACCAGAUUUAGUGGUUGAUGAACAAAAAAUGGAUAGUUCUGAUAAUGAAGAUGAUACAGAUGCUGCUCUGCGUAAGAAAAUUACUGCAAUAGCUGAAAAAGAUGAUGAUGCUGAUGCAACAGAUGAUACAGAAGCAGAUAGUGGGAGAGCAAGUGAUAUAAGCAGUCAAGCUCGCUCAAGUUGUGAUGAUGACAUUGGUUCCCCCAUGCCUGUCGUUUCAACCUCUGAUUUGGAUCGGCAUAUUACAGCUACAAGUACAGUAACUUCUCAUAUAAAUUCAUUUACAGUACCAGUGAUAACUACAACACCAGUAACAGUAGCAUCAUCAGUAACAGAAGAGAAACAAACAAAAUCCAAUAAAAUCAGUAAUGUUAUUGAUAAUAUCUAUCGUAAUCAUGAGAAAAAAGAUAAAAUUGGUGCUCUUGACUUGUCAACAUGCCAACGAAAACCUGGAGAAACUGCAUGCUCUCGACCAAAAACAGUUGCAAAUCCAGUUCUGGACAUUAAGCAUAGACAGCAAGCUUACCUUCCUGCUCCUAAUAACAAGCAGCAUACUGCCUGUGUUCCAGCACCCAAGCACCCUGUGCUUGGACUAGUAUCCCAUUUUCAUAAUCUGAUGCCUUCACAAAUGCCAAUCCAUGGAAAAUCUCUACAUUCAUCUGUUCCUUUCCAUAAUGCAGCUUUGGCAUUUCCUAGUCAAAGCAGAGGAACUUCUUCACCUUCCUUAACUCAAGGAAGGUCGACCCCCACCUAUAAUACUAGCCUUGGUAUUGUGCCAUCAGUGCCCUCAGCUCACCAAAGUCUGGGACUGCCAAAUAUGCUCCCAUGUAUGUCAUCUGCAAUGAUGAACUAUCCUAGUCGAGGUAGUAUCACACCGAGCAUAUUGCCAGGACGAACUACUCCUUCUUCCAAUCUUUUGAAAUGUGUUUCAUCUCCUCCUCCAAGUCUAAACAACAGAGGUAUUCAUCAGAGCAGGCAGACUUCUUCACAUAGCCGAAAAUCAGAUUCGCAUCGCACGAAGUCACCGUCACCAAAUAACCGGAACAGUGCAAUGUUGUCACCCAGUGUCAGCCUGUCCAUGCAAGCAGCCUACUCUAAGACUUCAUCAUCAGAUGUGAGAUUGUCUCCUCAUCAUAGGUCUGGUUCUCUUGCAACAAGCCCGAAACAAAUAGUGCCAACAAACAGUAACACAUCAACCAAUUUAGUUCCAACAAACUCAAAUUACAAAGUGAAUCAGUCAUCCACUCCUAUUUAUAAAAAAGACCCUUAUAAAAAUUACAACUCUAAAUUCAAAGGAAGCAACCUGGCUGUAUUCAACCCAGAUCCAAAUGGGUAUCGCCAGAGAAUUGUCAUAAAGAAUCUUAAUUUCACUCCUCAGUCACAAAAGUCUUGAACUACGUUUUCUGUUCCAUAUUUUUUUUAACUGUUUUUCUUGUAUAAAAUCUGAGUUUUUGGUGAGAAAAUUAUCUUAAAAUAGAUGGGGAAAUUUAGAUUUUGUAUUUUUGUAUCUGCACCAAUAUUUAGUACAUACACUCACAAUGUGCAAGCUUCAAAUGCAGAUCUCAUUAGCACAGUAGACCAAAGAAAUCCAACUUGCACACUGUUUUCAGUAUUUUUAAUUAAAAUUCAUUUCGUUGAGUAAGUAAUACUAGUAUAUAAGUUCUUUGUGAAGUAUUAAAAGUAUAUGAAAUCAAAUUCAGAUUUUUGCUUAAAAAUUCUGUUUUUAGGAAAAUAUCAUGACAAUAUUCCAAAUGUUUGCUUAGUCUAAAAGGGUGAAACUAUUUAGCAUUUCUUUAAUUCUAAAAUUAUUAUUAAUAUUGAUUUAUUUAAUGACAGAUCAUAAUAUGAUAUUUUUUGAUUGAUAUGUUAGAUACUUUAUUCAAAUUUUGAUGAAUAUUGCAAUUUAUCUUCUCAAAAAAUAUAAGCACUUAUAUACAGCUUUUGUCUAAUGUACAAUAAGGGCUAAAAUCAAAACAUGAAUUUAUCAAAAAAUUUUUAAAAGCAAUCCCUGAACAUUAGAAAUAUUGUUUGCUGUAACUGAAUGUUUGCUUGAAGAGUGCUGUGAAUCACAUUUAACAAAACAAAAAAGAAUUAUUUUUGUUAAAAUGUCUUUCAUGUGUAAUUGAUCAUUUAAUGUGAAAUGUAAAUUUUUGUGUAAUUAUUUUAUAAUUUUAAACUUUCGUGUAAAUUUUGUUUACUGAAUCUAAUUCCAUUUAAGUACCUGUGCUUCAAUAUGGAAUUUCUCAAAUUACAAGUCAAUGUGCAGAUGUCAACAGUAUCAAAAUUGUGUAUAUAGAGAGCUGAUGUGUGUUAUGCUGUGCAGCAAAUGUGUGUUACAUCCUAUGUGUGUGUGCAGCAGGAAGGGAAAUUCUACACCACAUUUUUUGAGUGCAAUACACCUAUCAUGCUGCAGAUUGCUCUGAAAAAGAAAAAAGGGCUGUACAAAAAUUAAGAUUCCUGUAAUAGUGUAAAAUACGUUAUCAAUGUGUGAUGUUUAUUGGAACUUCCCAUAAAGUACAAAAAAAUGAAAAGAGAAAAAAGAAAUAAUUUGGGCUGGAAAAGUAUAUCCAAAAUACUGGAUGUGCUUAUGGUAUUUUUCCCCAUCCUUAUGUAAGGACUUGCACACUUUCCACUAUUUUUUAAUAUUUUGUAAAUACAUUUUAAGAGCAAAAAUACAAUUUAUAUGAAAAAUAGAACUUGAAGAUUGUUAAAUAUUGAACUGUUUCUGCAGAAGAAAACUUUUUUUGUGUGAAUAUAGUUAUAUAUUUUAAAAACUAGAUGUAAAAUAUUCAAGAUUUUCCAUUUUAUUUGUUUUCCUUGGGAAACUGGAAGAUUCCAGUCGUCAGAAACAGCACCAUAAGACAUGUAUUGCAAUUUGAAACACUUUUUACAAGUAGAUUUUUUUGCUAACAAAUAUAUUUUGUACUAUCUUUAUAUGCAGUACAACAAAUUUUGAAUAGUGUAGGAUAUGUGUUUUACGUAAGUUUCUGCACUGUUAUCAAAAUUAGUUUUAUUAUAAACAUAAAAGAGUGAACAAAAUCAACUGCAUUGUUAUAGCUAUUAAUUUACUUUUUAGGUAAUACAUAUAGUAUCUCAAGCACUCAACCAAUUUAUAAGAAGUGAGUUCCACUAGUACUUAAAGAGUUCAUGUUAUGCUGAGCUUACUUUGGUGUGGCAAUUCUGUGCUGAGAUUCAUAUACCAAGAAUUAUUGUAAUUGUAUAUAUGAUUCAUGUGAAAAAUAUAAGGUAGUUUUAAAAAACAAACAAACAAAAUUUUUUAAAGAAUAAAAUUGUUUUUAUUAAAUCCAUAGUUCUGGAAUAUGAAAGAUUUUAAAAGAUGUAUUACACUGAAUACCAAAUUUCUUAUUACUAUAGCGCAUUAUAUACCAAUCUAUGUUAUAUAGGAUUUAAAAUAGGUGUAUAUAUUUCUUUCUUAUAAGAAUGCUGCCAACCUCCCUGUACCUCAUCCCCCCAGGUUCACAGUUGACCUCCAAAUGCUCCUUGUAAGAUAUAUAUAUAUAUGAUUUUUAGAUCACUUCUUUUAAAUCCUAUCUUAUGUGAAAUGUUGAAUCACUAUUCAUUCGUGGGGGGCGCUAUAAAAAAUAAUUUUGAUACACGUAAAUUGUGCAAAUUCUACUUUUUCACGUAAUUUUCUUUGUGUCUGAUUUUUUUAAACCAUUCAAGAGGUCUGUAAAGCAUUUUAUGAAGAAUAAAAUAGUAUUUGAUACAUAAAUACAUGUUUUUAAUUUUGCUUUAAAGCUUUAAAUGGUACAUUACUGGAUUUAUCCUUACGAUUAAUUGUUAAUUUUAUUUUUUAUUUUUUAUCUUGCUUUAAAAGUGCCCUUCUGAUACAUUAAAGAUUUUUUUUUUCCCUACUAAAGUUUCCUUCAGUAUAAAAUUUUAAGCAAAUUAUAAAGUCAAAUAAAAUUAGCCCCCAAUCCCUCGGAAAAAAACAUGAUGCAAAAUUAAGAUUUAAAACAAUGAAGUAAAUAUUGAGUUUUUAUAUUUUAAUUCAAAAUCGUGUUAUAAGUAAUUUAAAUAAUCCUAAUGGUGCAUUAUAAUAGGACUUUGGACAGUCUAGAAACCUUGUGAAAUGGCGUCACCAUGCGGCACAAACAUCUCCCGGUUUUUUAUAUUUCAGAGUUCGCAGACAUAAUGUACAAAGUCCGUGAAAACAUUAUUUGCUGUAUUUAAUUUCUAACUAUCGUAUUUCUUCGAUUAUAAAACGUCAUCGGUUGCAAAAUGCACCUCUUAAUUUCAAUGCCACCAACGGCAAACUCAAAAAAAAAAAAAAAAAAAAAAAAAAAAAAAAAAAAAAAAAAGGUCCCCAUUCUAAAAGAAUAAUGAAGUAAAUAAAAUACACAAAUACGUAUAAAAAGUUUUAAAAAAGUAGUAAUUGACUAAGGUAACAGUAUUUUUACGUAAAUUAUUCAUUUGGGAAACUUUAUUGCUUCACAAUAAUUCCAAAAAAAUCUACGCUUCUGAGAUUAUCAAGGACGCACCUCAUUUUCUAGGAUACUUACAUAUAAAAAAAAGGGAGAUUGAUUAGAUUUGAUAAAAUACAUUAUUAUCAAAUCACUCAUAAAUGUCUCACUAAUUGCUUAAGAACCAAGUUGAUUCCUGUGGUUACUGAAUAACGUGGAUUUGAGCUGCCAUUUUCAGCUAAUUAUAUCGGGAAAAGUUUUCUGAUUAUAAGCCUGGUAUCAUUCGUAUUAUUAUUAAGAUUAUUGUGAAAACGUAUUGCUCGAAGUAAAUGUGCUAUGUACGCGCGUUUAGACAUCUGAAAAGCUAUUGAAUAAACCACUGUUUCUGACGACGUUUCUUCCAAAGAGUCUGUUACGUAUGUAUGUUUUGUAUGUAUGUGAUUCGUGUGUAGUGGGGGGAAAUUCCUGAUUUUUUUUUUUUUCUCCCGACCACUUCGCACGGAAGGAGAUCUGUUGUAGAUAUUAGUUUAGCUUCGCAGUUGGAGGGAAUUUCCUUGCAUCCUCGUUACUGCUGCUCCUGUUGUAUGCUGAAAAUAUGAGUGUAAAAUAUUUACCAAUAAAUGUAAAGUUUAUAGUA